Naegleria fowleri is the source of this 1221-nucleotide messenger RNA. RefSeq lists its product as uncharacterized. NCBI's taxonomy places the organism in Eukaryota, Heterolobosea, Eutetramitea, Acrasida, Naegleriidae. The record is from RefSeq and is a predicted model, not a curated record. The coding region runs from base 1 to 1221 and encodes 406 amino acids. The transcript has a single exon.
AUGUCAAUCUCCACCAACAACACUACAACUUCUUCAGGCUUGAUUUCUCACGUCUACUUUUGGGGAGCGAUCGGAGUCAAAGAUCGUAUUCAAUCCAACACACCCCACUUGAUAGCCACUAGCAGUGAGAAGAAGGCUUCCUCUUCUUCGGGUCUAACCAUAUCUCCAUCACCUCUCUUCCAUACAAGAGUCAUCCAAGUGAGUGCUGGUGGAAGCUUUUUGCUAUUGAUGGACGAUCGGGGAAAGGUCUAUGCCUUGGGAAAGGGUCAGGAUUUUCGUCUCGGAAUGGGCGAUGAGAAGGAUCGGCUGAGUACUCCUGUAAAGAUUACUUGCAUUUCAAACGCAAUUUCAAUUGCUGCUGGUUAUAGGCAUGGCUCAUGUUUGGUUAGGAAUGGAGAAUCGAAUUCUUCUGUCCUAUUGUGGGGAAAAUUGAGUCAGAGUUUGAACUUGACAAAACCAACACCAUUUCAAGUGCCUUGUGCGAGUGAUGACGAGGUGGUUUCCAUUCGUGCUGGAAAUGGUUACUCGUGUGCUUUGACAAGAAAAGGUCAUGCUUUCAUGAUCGGAAAGAACACGUUCCAUAAAUGUGGUUUCCAAGAAGAAAAUUGUGAUUUGAACGAAUUCACUCAAUUAGUGAUUUCGAAUGGAUCUGAAACAAUUUCUGAGUUUAAAGACAUUGAUUUGGGAUAUGACUCAACGUUGGCGAUUGCAUCUAACGGAGAUGUCUUCGGAUUUGGAUCAAAUGCAUGUUAUCAACUCGGGAUUGGGAAUGUGAGAAACAAGAAUGGACACAUGCCAACGAAACUUUCUUUUUCUCAACCAAUAGAGGCAGUUCAAGUCGCAUGUUCUAGAGGCUCGUCACAUCAUUGUCACGGCAUGGUGUUGGACUCGAAUGGUUUCAUGCAUACCUUUGGUUCUGGCUACAAAUACAAGCUGGGUACCCAUACCACUGAUGAUCAACCAGUUCCUGUUAAAAUUGAAUUGGAGAAUGGAGUAAAAAUCAAGCACUUGGUUCCAGGAGGAAUCCAUAAUUUCGCACAAACGGCUGAUAAUUCCUUGUUGAGCUUUGGAUGUGGAAGUGAUGGCAGACUUGGACAUCAAGAGUCUGAAAAUUAUCGAUAUUUGUACAAGGAGUUAGAACCAAGGAAAAUUGAAGUCUUGGGAAACCGUGUCAUUAUGGCAGACUCUGAUUACUACUUUGGGGUGGCUCUUUGUGAAUAG